Brettanomyces bruxellensis is the source of this 3705-nucleotide messenger RNA. RefSeq lists its product as uncharacterized. The record is from RefSeq and is a predicted model, not a curated record. Lineage: Eukaryota; Fungi; Ascomycota; Pichiomycetes; Pichiales; Pichiaceae. The transcript has a single exon. Bases 1 to 3705 code for a protein of 1234 amino acids.
AUGCAACGAUUAAGAGCGUUUUCAUCGCGGAGCGGGCGGCAUUCGAACCCAGACAGUGCCAAGGACUAUGAUGCCGUUACACCAUCUCCGAAAUCACCCACUCCCCUGACUAAAGAAGCACAAGGAGAACUCAGUCCCGAACUGGCACCAAUAGUGACUCUUCUAUCAGCACAGAUGAACAGGAAGUACUUCGAAGGGUUCUUCAUGCUUCUCAGGGACCUCACAGCCGAGGGGAAGCCGGCAGAACGCAGGUGGCAGGAGGUUUAUGGAAUUUUGAUCGGUAAUGAGCUCUCAUACUGGAAUGCAGACGAGCUUAAGAGCGGAGAUGUUGACGCGGAAAACAAACCAUCGUACAUAAAUUUCACGGAUGCAACUCUCAAGGCUGAGGCGACAUUGCCUUCCGGGCAGGGCGAGUUGAACAACGUCAUUAUAGCAUCUACAACGUUGAAAAACAGGUAUCUUUUGCAGUACUCGUCGUCCGAGCAAUUUUACCGGUGGCGGUCGGCAUUCCGGUUGGCCGAGUUCGAGUACAGAGCUUUGCAAGAAGCCUAUACUGCAGCACUCUUGUCUGCACGGGGGUCUCUGCUGUCGGACAUACGUGUUAUCUUGGCCGAAACGAAGUUUGACCGCGAGGACUGGGUCAGUGUACGUUUUGGGGCAGGGAUGCCGUGGAAAAGAUGCUUCUGCGUGAUCAAACAGUCAAAGAAGAAGAAGCACAAGAAGAAGAACAGCGGGAUGUUUGGAGACGGCUCGUUGGGCGAAGUGAUGUUCUUUGAGACGGAAAAACGGUCCAAGAAGGCCUUGCCUAUAGCCACGAUCAAGGAGGCAGAUAGUAUUUAUGCGGUUUAUCCACGCAACUACAUGGUGAUAGACCACAGUACGAUGGUGAAGCUUGACGGCCAGAUCGUGUUUGAUGAAAAAGAGGGCCCCAGACAGUGCUCUAUCUUCCUGAUGCCUGAGCAACACUCGGCUGUGCCUGGCUAUGACACCAUGAUCAGGUUCAUGAUUCCGUUGUUGGACGCAUUCCGGCUUUAUGGGCGGCCAAAGAGGCUGAAUGCCGACAAAACCGACCCGGACUCGCUUCUUUUCGCACUUCCCGUUCUUCCAAACGUCCACUACUUGGAAGUUCAGGACUUGAUGCAGCUUUGCUCGAGUUCUACAUCUCUCUCGUGGACUCCUCCCCAGUGGGAUGAGGCGGUGAAGCGGAUUCUUCGCGUUAAGAUGGGCCAGGGAUACACUGGAUGCGGAUCUGUCGAUGGCGUUGAUGGUGCCAUUCGAUUUCUGGAUGCUUCCAAGGACAUGGCGAGGGGGAAAAUCAGAACCAUCUCAUCAUCUGUGGCAGCAUCGAGACCGAAAGUGCUUGGCUCGAAGUUCUCUGUUGCCAGUUCCUCCCAGUCUUCUCUGGCGACAGAUUCCAUACUUUCCGAGAAGAUUGCUAACGAUGAUGGUCAGAAGAGUGGCAGUAUGAGUACUCAGAUGAAUGGUCAGAUGAAUCUGACCAAUCAGGUCGGCAGAAAUCAGAUGAGCAAUCAGAGCUAUCCGAACAAUCCGAACAAUCAGAGCUAUCCGAACAAUCAGAGCUAUCCGAACAAUCAGAGCUAUCACAGCAAUCAGAAGAAUUCGAAUAAUCCGAAUAAUCAGAGCUAUAACAGCAAUCCGAACAAUCCGAUCAAUCCAAACAAUCCGAACAAUCAAAACAAUCAGACCAGAUACCAGACUAAAGAUUUGCGGCCUCCGGAAACAACCGUUACCAAUAAAAGUCCGCAUCAACUUCCCAGCCUUCCAGACUUUGAGCUUUAUCCAGGUGGAGAUGAAGAUGACCAUGAGGUUAUUUCUGCUCAAGGAAAGCCUAUAGGCAUGGAAGAAGAGGAAGAUCAUGGAUAUGGUAGAGAUGAGAGGAGACCGAAGAAAGAAGAGAAAGGUUAUGGAUAUGGUAGAGAUGAAAGGAAGCCAAGACCAGAAGAUAAAGAUUAUGGAUACAUUCGAGAUGAGAGGAAACCAAGAAAAGAACAGAAAGACUACGGCUACUUCAAUGAUGAAAGAGAGCCGGAAAGAGAGGCAACACCCUACCACCACCACCAUCACCACCAUCAUCACCAGCAUCGGGAAAAACACGAUUCACCAGAGCAUGAACGGUUGCAGAUGGACGCAUCGCCUGGCUCAGACAAAAAGAGAGACUCUGGCGGCAAGAUCGUGAGCAUAUACAAGCGAUACGCACAGUUCCCACCCCUCCGGGAAAAAAGCAUGAAUGAUAUACAGUCAGCACUGGCAGAUGGCCCAGAGGAGGAGGAUGAGCUUUAUCCGGGCAUGGGAGGCUCAUCGGACGCCCCUGCACCACCAGUGCACGGUUCAGGAUUCCACGAUGAGGCCAAAAGUGGCAGAUUGUCUCCACAGAAGUCAGACUUGAGUUUUAGCGAGUCGAGUGGUCUUUCGUCUCCAGAGAAAGACGAGCCAGACUUCCAACUGCCAAUAUUGAAGAAGCCGGUCAACACGGGCCGGGUGUUAUCUCCGUUCAGCGAGUUUCACGAGACUUUCCACAAUUCGAUGGGUCGGAAUUUGAACUAUGCGGACGGAGGGGGUGUGGAGGAUAGUGUAUCGGGCCGGCGGCACGCGCACGAACCGGCGGUAAUUCCGGCGGAAAUGCCGGCGGGAGGGCUGACUCCCAGCGAGAGCAAGCGAGACCGCCGGAUAGCGGAUCAGAGGAGGAGAGAGAGAGAGAAAGAGGUUCGGAUCGAGAUGCAGAAGAGGAAGAAAAAAGAUCAGUCGGGUGAAAAGAAGUUGUUGGAAAGAAGAGUUGACAAAAACCAGGCAGCCACACCUCAGUUGCAGAUUCAUGAUCGGGACACGGAGUUAUCACAGCGGAGAUCUCAACGGCUUUCCUCUUUGAGAAGGCCACCACCCGGAUCGCAGAACGCGGCUGUAAAUGCGAGUAAUUCGCCGCAUUCGGAUGCAGAUCCCGAUCGAAUUAAUGCCCAAAACGAGAAGGCUCUGGCACAGAUGACCUUGGGAGGAACUCGGACUCCCAGAAGCCCCGAUAUUUCACGAAACAUGAAUCGGUUCAUUUCGGCUGAGCAACCCGGGGGUGGCAAUUCUUCACCAGAUAAACACAGCUCAUCCCGGUAUCCAUCCACGAUUCCCCAGCAGGCGGCAUCUCAGUACCAGCAGGGCCAAUACGAUUCGAUUCACAAUCCACAAACCACCCGCUCUGGUGUUUCGAGAAAUCCUGCCACGUCUGAAAGUUCUCGCCAGCCUAAUUCUGCCAAGCAGAGGUAUAAUGCGUAUGAAAGGGGCCAAGAGAUGCAGCAGCCUCACUCUCAGAAUUAUCAACAACCUCACUCUCAGAAGUAUCAACAACCUCUUCCCCAAAAUUAUCAAUCUCAGAAUCCUCAACAACCUCAUUCUCAGAAUUAUCAAUCUCCGCAUGCUCAACAACCUCAUCUCCAAAACUUUCAGCUGUACCAACAGUACCCCCAGCAAUACCAGCAAUACCAGCAUUACCAGCAUCAGCAGAUGCCUGCCCAGCCUGAGUAUUCACAGGCAAGAUACCAGCAGCAGACCUAUCAGCAAUCUGCCCAGCACCAUUAUCCGGCAAGGCAACCAGUGCGGGGCCAGCCAUACAGCUCUCCGGAUUACAAAUCGCAGUCUGGGUCGCCCCAGCAAACUCACAGAGACAACCAAACAAACCCGUACAUACGCGAGAACUAG